Molecule: messenger RNA, 1093 nt
Organism: Mizuhopecten yessoensis (Yesso scallop)
Lineage: Eukaryota; Metazoa; Mollusca; Bivalvia; Pectinida; Pectinidae
Product: 28S ribosomal protein S28, mitochondrial-like
Exons: 2
Coding region: 29-658 (209 amino acids)
Cellular component (GO): mitochondrial small ribosomal subunit
Source: RefSeq, a predicted model, not a curated record
UUGGACAGCGGUGUGACGAUCUAGCAAAAUGGCUGCGCUCAUGAAAAGUAGCCGUGCACUUAGAAACAUUGUUAAAUAUUAUUCAGCGACUUCUGCAAAGUUAUAUUCGUCCGAAAGUGACGGUACAGUCUCAAAUGUAGGUUUUGAAAAUACGGAUUACCAAAAUGUCAGAAGAUCAGAUGCUGCAGGAAUCAGUUUGACUUCGAAUGAACCUACCACUGGGCAGAAAUUCGCAUCUCUGUUAAGAAAGUCGAAAUUUGUUCAGAUCGGUGAUAUGAGAAAGACUGUUGUCGUUGGAGAAAUAUUUGAAGUAGUUGAAGAUGAUAUGUACAUUGACUUUGGAUGCAAAUUUUACUGUGUUUGCAGAAAACCGAGAAGAUUACUUCAACAGGAUCCAAGGAAAUUUCAAAGAGGUUCAAAAGUAAGGAUUCUGCUCCAGGACUAUGAGAUGACAGCAUCAUUUAGUGGCACCAGCAAAGAUGUUACUUUACUGGAGUCAGACGCCACACUGCUGGGAUCAAUGGCUCCUGAGAAUCGCAUGGAGGAUAAAGUUGACAUAUUUAGGCAUAGGACAGAGUCUAAGGAAAGGACCAAUUGGGAGGAGAAAGAGCCGUCAUUUGAUAUACGGACUUACAUAUCGGAAAUCAAUCAAUCAUAGACCUUCACCUUUAUGCAGAUUUGAUUAUAUAAUCAACAGAGACCCAAAAUACGACAUAUAAGACCGUUAAGAAAUUUAUUAUGUAACAAGAUUUGGGUUGCCUUGCCUUGGUUUCUUCAUCAGGCCAUCCUUUUAAAAUUGUUUUCAGCAGUUUUUCUGCUUACAUAUUUUCCAGUGGUUAGGAUUUUAGGUAGGAAAUUUUCUAUUUCAGUUUAGAAGUCUCAUAUUUCUAUAUUGAAACCCCAAGUGUCGGUCAUUUUUUUAUCAAGUUCUGUAUUUUACCAGAACUCCCCCCCCCCCCUCCCCCCAAAAAAAUCACCAAUACAAAAAAACAAAAACAGGAAAAAGGUGCCUGCAAACAACUUUUUGAGGAUGGCCUCAAUAUACAUAUUGUACAGAUUUGUAAUAUUAUUAAAUUUCUUUGAGACAUCAAAA